AUGUCGGAUUAUUAUUUUAAUAAACAAGAAGAGAAAAUAAAAUCAGCUAGAAAACCGACCAAUUUUCUAUCAGAGUCUGAAGAUUCCAAUACGCACCCUUAAUUGAGGAAUGCUUAACGGUUUUUGUAAUUAUCAAUUUAAAGAAAGUCAGCCGUAAACCAAAGAUUACAUAAGAACUAAUUAAGCUACAACAACCCUAAAUCUAAUAUGUUUCUGCUGUAUUUAAUUGUGCUAUAUCAAGUAUGUCCCAGAACCUAUUCCAAUACCAGAAGCAAUUAGACAAAUUGAUAAAAAAAUAUAGGCAUAUCGGAGAGUAAUGGAAUUAUCGAAAAAACAAAAAGAAUUGCAGGAUUAAUAAAGAAUUACAGAAGAAAGUUCUGCUUAAAAGCACUUUGUUGACUUUUUUACCAAUCCUAAUAUAUAAUUACAAUACUAAUAAGAUAAUGUUAAAGAGGAAAAAUAAGUAUCAGUCUAAUAAAGCUGUGAUGAGAUUCAAACAAAUUAAUCACCUCAAAUUAAAAAGCAACCAAGGUAAUAGUACUAUUCGGAAGCUGUGAAAAAUCGAGAUCGCAUAUAUAAUAAUAUGAUUGAACGUUUUUUUGCAAAAAGAUAAAAUCCAGCUAUGUUUGCAGUAAUAAAUGGCAGAUAUUAAACAUUAGAAAUUAAAGAAGAAACCUCCUGCUCUAAAUAUAACAUCAAAGAAUAAAAUUUAAUCAGGAAAUGGAAGGAUGGAUAUAGAGGAACAUAAAUUGAGAGUUUAUAAUCGAGAAAAUGUUCCUACUAUGCCUGAAUUAAUCAUCCCAACUUUUUUGAUUAAAAAAGACUCUAUUGCAAAAAAUAUUAUGGCAUAUCUAGUAAAUUUGUUUCAUUUAGCUAUUAGAAAGAUUACUCACCUAUUUAUAGACAAUAGAAUAAUAAUGAUUAUCCUAGAUGUGUAUAAAACAUAAUAGAAGAUUAAGAAGAUGUCAUUAAGAAUGAUAAAAAUUGA
Messenger RNA from Paramecium octaurelia, 988 nucleotides. The record is from the annotation of a GenBank genome assembly. Lineage: Eukaryota; Ciliophora; Oligohymenophorea; Peniculida; Parameciidae.